This is a messenger RNA of Cydia splendana, 2344 nucleotides long. It is a transcript of the gene Daao2, whose product is annotated as D-amino-acid oxidase. NCBI's taxonomy places the organism in Eukaryota, Metazoa, Arthropoda, Insecta, Lepidoptera, Tortricidae. Gene Ontology annotation, cellular component: cytoplasm. Bases 19 to 1029 code for a protein of 336 amino acids. Gene Ontology annotation, molecular function: D-amino-acid oxidase activity; FAD binding. The transcript has 8 exons. Gene Ontology annotation, biological process: D-amino acid catabolic process. The record is from RefSeq and is a predicted model, not a curated record.
UUUAUUUUUUUAAGAAUCAUGGUCAAAGUUAGUGUUAUAGGUGCAGGAAUAAAUGGAAUAGCUUGUGCACUUCGGAUCAAAGAAACAUACCCGAAUUUUGAGGUGGUAGUGUUAUCAGAAGAGUUCAGUCCGGACACGACUGGGGAUGGAUCUGGAGGUCUCUGGUAUCCUUAUUGCUGUGGGAAUACUCCAGGGUAUCUUCUUGGUAAAUGGGGCGGCGAAACUUACAAGUUCCUACACUCUUGCUGGCUCGAAGGUGGUUACAACGUAACUAUCGGGCCGGUCUACUCCCUGAGUAAAGAACAUAACAAAGAAACCAUGGCGUGGGCCUCGACAGUCUUCGGAUUCCGGUACCUAGAGCCACGGCAGUUGGAGUACCUGAGCCGAUUGUACUCUGAGGACUACGCUUCUGGCCACAUGUUCACAACCUUCAUCGUCCACACAACCUCUAUGCUGUCGUACCUGUACUCGCGCUUCGCCCGCGCCGGCGGUGAGCUGAAGCGGGCCAAGGUGACUUCCUUACGGGACCCCGUCCUUGGAGACUACGACGUUGUGGUCAACUGUACUGGUCUUGGAGCGAGAGAUUUGGUCUCCGAUUCCGGGGUGUUCCCGGUUAGGGGACAGGUCAUAAGGGUUGAUGCUCCGUGGCAGAACGACACAGUCUUGGACAAAAGCUCUGGACACUACAUAAUACCGAACGCCGAGACGGUGGUGUUAGGCGGCACGCAACAAGAACACGAUUUCAAUACGGGAACAGAUCCAAAUGAUACAGAGUUCAUUCUUAAUGGAUGUUGCUCAAGGAUUCCCACGAUGAAGGCGGCUAAAGUGGUAAAACACUGGACAGGUCUGCGACCCGGGCGAGACCAGGUCAGGUUGGAGUUAGAAAUUGUGGAUGGAAGACUGGCCAUACACAACUACGGGCACGGUGGGAGUGGCGUUACGUUGUUCUGGGGGUGCGCAAGCAACGUCCUAGAUUUGCUGCAGGCAAAUUUGAACCAAAUAGACAGACCCGUAAAGUCCAAGUUAUAAUAAAGGUACAGAAGGCAGUGCUAACCUAGCUGAGAUAUAUUUGUAUAAUGCGUUGUUUUUUUUUGUAUUUACGUUGUCAUUGUAUGUGCAAAGUUUCAUUACAAUCCAACAGGUAGUUUUAAAAUGAGAACGAAACUCCGUUUGUAUGGGAAGGUGAUAUUCGGCCGAGCUUGCUGCGGACUCUAAAGAAAAAGUAGGUGAUACAGUGGACAAAAUCGCUGCAGGUGAAUGUAGUCCCAAUAAACAACAGUUUAAAGUCGAAAUUUUAAUAACAAUAGGAAUCUUACAAAAAUAUUUUUAUAAAUUCAAUUACAUAUAUUACAUAAGAUCUUAAAAUACAUCUAAAUAUUUUAUUUUUUGGUGUAAAAUGUUACUGUAUACCUAUAAUACCACUAAAUUGAUACUUAGUUUGGUAAUCAUUUACAGUAAGCACCAUCACAGACAAUAAUUAAAUCUUAUUGCAAAGAUGGGUGAAUCAACUUUUUCUUCUCACUCGUUGCCAUGAUUACGUUCCCCUGGGUCACUUUUUAAAACCUGAUUUUUAGGCAUUUAAAUUCAUCAAACAUUCUUUUUGUGGUAGUUAUAAACCCUUUCCAUAAAGGGUCAUCAACCAAGCGUGUCAAAAGAAGGUGGCGUACAAUGUCUUCUAACAAACUAUGCUACGAUUGUCUCUUGGCUGACCGGACAGAAUAACGUCAAGAAAUAGUUGAUCUACCCAGAUAAUUAAUAUAAUAAUAUUCAUCUACUUAUGUUUUUUCCUAUGUACCUAUAGGUACCCUACCUUAUUUUUUAUAUUCCAGAAAUGCAUAUGUAUAUGAAAAUAAUUAUAUUGAUUUAUUUAAUUUGUCCGACCGAUCUGUAAUCUUAGUACAAAAUUGAUACAAAACCAGGACAAAUAGGUAGUAAAGUAUGGAGGCUAUUAAGCACGAAGUAUUUCGUACAAUGACUCGCCAUUUCCUAUCUCUAUCGCACGUGCACAAUUAUGUUGGUUUCCCGCUCGCGCAGUGGCAUUGACCGCCGGCACAUAGGAACAGGCGGGUCUAUGUACUAAAUUCUUGUUGCUUAGUGUUCUUACUUUACCUGAAUUGGCCAAUCAAACUGUCACUUUAGGGCCGGUACAGAUGGACUGCAACUUGUAUGAGAACUGCACGCCAACUGCAACGUCGGCGUGAAGUUCCCAUACAAAUUGCAGUCGGGACGCAGUCCGUCUGUCUGAAGCGGCCCUUAGUAUGUGAAAUAUAAAUACACAGCUUAUAGUCGUAUAGAUCUUACACUAAUUGAGAAAGACUUGAAUGAUUGAAUAAAUACGAAGUGU